Messenger RNA from Argiope bruennichi, 1084 nucleotides. RefSeq lists its product as uncharacterized. Bases 8 to 406 code for a protein of 132 amino acids. The transcript is spliced from 5 exons. Gene Ontology annotation, biological process: sodium ion transport. The record is from RefSeq and is a predicted model, not a curated record. Gene Ontology annotation, cellular component: membrane. Lineage: Eukaryota; Metazoa; Arthropoda; Arachnida; Araneae; Araneidae. Gene Ontology annotation, molecular function: sodium channel activity.
CGGGUUUAUGCGAUGGAAAGAGACAUUAUAUUUCAAAGAAAAAGGGUACGACUGUAGCGGUCAGAAUAUUUUUAGCCGCAGGUGCCAAACUAUUAACGUUGAGGUUGUAUUCGAUGAUUUUGAGAUUACAAAUAUAACUUAUAUUCCAAAGUUCGAGAGUCUGGAACUAUUCAGCGUCAUUGGAGGGUACAUGGGAAUGUAUUUAGGAGUUUCUAUCGUUGCAUUUUACGACUUCGCUGAAUUGACAAUUGGAGCCAUUUAUAGUGUUGUAAAAAAGCGCAGAAUCGCUAAGAAGAAAUUGAAAGAACAACAAAAGAAUGCUAUAUGGUACAUUGAUGCAGCUACAGAAGAUAUAACAGAAAACAGACUUCGAAAGAGAAAUAAGAUCAGAAAUAUUUAUGCAUAAAACGGAUGUCGUCGAAUACUUUUAUUGAAGAGGCAAGUGCUUAUUCCUGUGAUGAUCGUCACGGCGAAUUUCCUGUGCAAAUGCUAUUUUUUCUGCAAAUCAUCAACCAUACUGCAUCUUGCAUUUUAAAUGAAUAUCUAAUUGUAAUAAAGUAUGAUACUUUUUUUAUGGAAAAAAUUACAACAGAAGUCUUAACAAAUCAAGCAUCGCAAAAAAUUUUCUACAUUAGCUUAAAUAUAUCUGAAAAUAUACAAUUCAAAUAAUCCAAUUUCUCUUUGACUGUAUGGUAAAAAUUAUCCUAAUUUUAAUUUAUUUAUAUCAAGACAAUAAUUCCAUAAUGUAAUAAAAAAUAGUAUUUACUUUUAUCUGUGAAUUUGCGAUUCUAUUUCGAAAAGUACCAUGGAGUAAAAAUCUUCCAACAUUUUAAAUAAUUCAGAAUUUUUGUGCAAUGCCCUUAUAUGCAUGCAUGCGUACAUAUUUCCAGAAAAGUUCAUAAACAUAGCAUAUAAAAAAUGCAGUGUAACUGAUAUAUCGAACUUCUACUUAUCGAAAAUACUACAUAUCGAAUGUUUUCAGAAAUCUUGGGAAAACAAUUUUUGUAUGUCAAUAGGAUCAGUUAAUUAGGAAUAAAUUGUGCAUAUUUUGUCCAUUUCCCCAAAUUUAAAUGAUCGUAGAAGA